GAUCAGUUGGUAAUUUUUACUUGUUUCCUUUUUAUUUUGACACUUGUGUAAUAAAAUUUCAUAACUCAAAAUACGUCUUUGGCUCGUAUUCAACUUACGAAUAUUCACAUCUCCAAAGAAGUAAAGAAGAACGUAAAUGUCCGACGACACUUCAACAACGGCUUGGCCAGCAACAACUGCGACUAAUGAUCACGUGUCCAUAACGACAAAAUCAACGAAGUCAACGGCAACAUUAGGUCCACAGAGCCGCAAGAAUGAACACCGAAACUUCUCGGGUAAAACCAUUGUAACAUUGCUGAUAUGCGGAUACUUGACUGGAAUGGGCCUGUUCGUGGCUUGGCAUAUGUACGAAACUGACAACGUCCAGCUUCUAAGAGGCAAAUGGCUCAAGUAUAAUGCGGCUGUAUUAGUGUUCCUUCUGUUCGCCUACAGUCGGCAUGUGCGUUGCAUUGCCACAUUGUGCAUUCCCAUUUUGUGCAGCUCUAAGGGGCGAUCCUUGUUGAUCGCCUUUGCUUUUGUGAUGGUCGCUAUGGGACCAACUGUGAAUAUUUUUCGGAACGUGGACGUGCUCGUGCGUAGCCUCUCCUGUGGCCAAAUGCAACUAAAGGAAGCGCUAGAAGAAAUGCUGGAGGUGAUGAGACAGCCGCUGGUGGCCAUUAAGAAAUCUGUUAGAACUGCCAUGAAUAAUAUAAAGCAAGUCGUCAAAAAAGUCGAAUUAUUGCUGUUUCGCAUAAAAGAGCUGGUGCUGGUGAUCUUGAGCGCGAUCAAGAACAUGUUUGAAUGGCUGAAAAGCAUCGUGAGCUUUUGCAAUAAGGAAUUGGGCACACCCUUCGAUCGGUGCAUGAGGACCGCAGACGAUGCGAUGAAGGAUUGCAGUGAAAAACUAGGCUCAUUCAAGGGACUCUGUCAGGCAACGCACAUCUUCUCAAUGCUUUGCUAUACAGUCAAAAUAGUCGAUGUUCUCUGUGUGAUGGUGGUCUUCUUUGACGAUGCUGUGCUGGGUACCAUUAUGGACAAACUGCGCGAAUUCACGGACGAGAUAAAGAAUAUGUUCGAGGUGUCAGUCACUUUCGACCAUGACUUCAGCUUUACAACGGUGGCCUCAAGAAAUCUCAGCGAUGUGGGCCGCGAUAUUAUGAGUGAGAUACAUGGGCGUAUGGCAGGCUUCUUCCUCAUUUUCGGUUGGCUGGAUGUGAUUAGCGGACUCCUUUGCAUUUUAGUGAUAAUCAAAGCAAUUUACUUCAAAAUGAAAUACUUGCGGCAGCCGGGCUACAACAAUCACUAUCUCACGAAAGACAUUCUGCAGAUCGAUGAGCAGCGCAAGGGCGCGGGUUUGGAACGAUUAUUGCCGCUGAAGAAAAGUGAAAAGCGCAAAUACAUUUGGAUAUCCAACUGCCGUUUGACACGCCGAGAGAUCUAUAGGCUAAUGCGCUCGAUGUUAUUUCUUUUUAUUUCCGUCAUACAGAUUUUCUGCAUCUGUUUUUUUGAUUACAGUCUAUAUUGGACAUUGGCUAUGAUCAACUACUAUGGCAGCCAGGAGGCAAACGUGGAGGUUCCGCCCUUUAUUACCGUCGAUGUAAAGGGAGGGGGCUACACGGCCGAAAUUUUUCGCGGCAUCGUGCAGGCUUUCGAGCCGCUCAGCCAGAAAUACAACAUCGAUGCGACGCCUUGCCUUCCGGUGCCGAAGCGUCCGAAUUUGAAGCGAUAUAUGGAAAUUGCAGGUAUUUGUUUGUUGGCUUGGAUUUGCUUCUUCUGUGAGCCUUACGGCCUGCGACUGCGACACGUUGUGAUGCGUCUCUAUUACCCAGCUGAGGCGCGGCAACGAGCUGCUUGGCUGUACAAUGAGAUACUGAUGAAGCGCAUGACAUUCUUCAAGCUCAUGAGACGGAAGGCGCGCGCAAAGUUUAAAAAUGAGCCCAAAUCUGACCCAUAUACUUUUCUAGACUGGCUUAGAGCGAAGACCGCGAGCUGCUUUCUUUGCCGUUUUAUACUCGGGCAUCGUAAAAGUGAUACUUGCAUUUUGUGCGGAUUCCCCCUGAAAGAAGACAAAGUGGAAUGUUCGAAUCCUGGCUGCCAGGCGGUUUACUGUCAGAGUUGUUUUGACGAGUCCAAUAAAAACUGUUGUAUAUGCAAAAGACCUGUGGAAUACGGCGAUGACAGUGACAUCUCAGAAGAGAAGGACUCUUCUGAUGACCCGAGCGCCGUACGUGAGCCGCGCGAAAGCGAUAAAUAUUGUAUUUGGGUACCCUAGUACUCAUCAAGCAGUAAAUGAAAUCGCACAACAAUUUCCACCAAUUUUGGUCGAUUUGAAUUCUAUCUAAAUUUUAAAUGUAUUUCAUUAAGUGCAUCCACUACCAUUUACAGUACCACAGACUAUGCAAGACUGGCUACUGGUUAUUGGCCACUUUUGUGAAUUCCGCAUUGCAAACCAACUAUGGUCACAACAGCCGCAAAACAACAGGAGAACCAACCGAUUUUGGCUAACUCACAGCUGCAAUAGAUACACUGCCGCGCCACUGGCGUAAGUUAUUCUGCGGUGCUUUCAUUCAACACCCCAAUCAAGACUCUGCCCAAAUAAGCAAAGUAAGCAAACGACCGCUCCUCGUCCCAAUUGGUUAGGAUGCUUUCUGCGUCGAGUUGGCGUAAAUGAAGCAAUGCGGUGGCUAAAGUUUCGAUCGGUGGAGCGCAGAUAUGAUCAACAUCACAACGAGUAAAUGGACAAAUUGUUUGUUGUUUAAGGCACAGCUGCAGCUAGAAACGUCAUAUGCACUAUCGGAUUGACACAUGCACAUACAUGUACGAACAUAUGUACAUACUGUGUGAGCACCACCGCCCUCGCCCAGCUACCGCCCCAUCGAACCCAACGCGUAAUUCGAAAAACAUUUGAAAAUUGCUGACGAAUCGUAACUUUAGUCCACUCGCUGCUGGACGGCUGUAUGGCUGGACGGUUGGAGAAGUGAAGAAGCAACAUAUUUUUAUGGCAUUUAGCGGGAGUGGCUCUCGUGAUGAUGAUGGUGCUGGCGAUAGUUAUGUAUGCUACUGCCUUCGCUGCUGACUGCUGAUGAUCGUGCGCUUUUGAGGGUAUUCGUACAUUGAUGAAGUGGGAAUGUUGUUGACAUUUACUGCGAAUUAGUGUGGUCAUGACGACAUUGUUCACAUAUUUUCGCGCACAUCGCGGCUGCAGAAGAGUGAAAGACAAUUAAAUGCGCACAAAGUCGACAGCAAUUGGAAUUGCGUAAAAUGGCUGCCACGUCUGCAUAGUUCUGGACAAAGCGUGGAACGUCGACGACCCUUCAUAAUUUACUUCGACGGUAUUUUGUGCUCCAUUCCUCAGAAUCCGCUGUAAAUUACGCCCGUGUAAUCAGAAUCAAAUAGAGGCACAGAUCGCGAUGAUGGUGUAAAAUGGUCGCAUUAAUAGACAAAAGACUCCGAAGAAGGUACUUGUCGCCACUGCCGACGCAGCCAUCCACUGCAACUACGCAUAGCAAACGUGGCAUACCUGACAGCGGCGCGUUUGCGAUAUGUGUACGAGUAUGUGUGCGCGCGCAAAUAAUGUAUGUAUGUAUAUGAAUUUUGAAAUAUCUGUUGCUUGGCCCCUUUGGAUUUAUUGUUGUUAUGUGCAACAUCGGUUGGCUGCGGUGUAUUAUUUGAUCUUUGUGUGUUGCAUGCAUCUUUUGUUCGAUUUUUAUGAGUUUUUAAUAAAAUCUGAUAUUAGUUCAUUG
This is a messenger RNA of Anastrepha obliqua, 3722 nucleotides long. Its product is annotated as DC-STAMP domain-containing protein 2. The record is from RefSeq and is a predicted model, not a curated record. Lineage: Eukaryota; Metazoa; Arthropoda; Insecta; Diptera; Tephritidae. The transcript is spliced from 12 exons. Gene Ontology annotation, cellular component: membrane. Bases 137 to 2251 code for a protein of 704 amino acids.